UUAAUGUAAUCGUGGUGGUGUUCAUUCGUCCGAUCCGCCGUUAAUCGCGGUCGCCAACCGCAAUUAUGCGAUAGAUUAGUUGCCUGGUCUUGUUCCGUCUUAUCGUAACGCCGUGCGCAAUCGAGACGGCAAUAAGCCUUUGCAGCGUUUUAACUGCGUACGCCCGCGACGCGUUUUCCCAGUGCGAUCGGUGGAUGUCGAAUGUACGCGGAAUCGUGAUUCGACGAGUCUGAUGCGCGACCAUUUUUGUGCGUACACGGCAGACGCACCACAUACGUACAAGUCCGGUACGGGCGCAAUAUUCAUUGGGGCGGCGGCGGGAGUGGCCGUCAAUCUAGCCGUUUGUGUUAUCGCAACGUGCUAAUAACGCGGUUCUCGUUACAGGCGCCGACAGUCCACAGAUAUCCUGAGCUUGUAAGCGGUCGUCAGGAAGAAGCAACUUGAACCAAUAUGGAAGGCGUUCCACGGUUAUAUAUGAUUGGUAUACCGGCCAAACGAUGUGCAGACAAUCAUACGCCCGACUUUGCAACGGCUCUGAAUCAUCAUAUAAGACAAUCUUAUGGUCGAGAUCCUAGCUUAUAUUCUGCAGACAUAGAUACAUUGCUUGGACUAAGACAAUCUGCUAUGAAUGCUGUGAUGUCAUCUGUUUGCUCGGUAAAUGAUUGUACUGCAUUAAAACGAUAUUAUGCACACUUAGUUCGAAUAACCGAUAAAUUUCCCAAACUCAUGCAACAAAAAAUUGUUGGAGUAAAAGAACCUUAUGAAGAUGUUGCAAUCACUAAAAUUGAAGAACCAACACCAGCUUUAACUUUUACAUGGAAACGAACUCUUGGUGGAAAGACAAACCGAUGUAUUAACGAUAUUGAUGCUGCUUCACUUGUAGUAGACAGUGGUGACAUUGGGUAUGAGAUGCGAUGCGUACUGUACAAUUUGGGUGCUGCACAUAGUCGUCUAGCUUCAGCACAGGACAGAUCACCACCAUUGGUAACUUCUAAUACAUCAACCACAGCAGGGGAGGAAUCCCCAUCAAAUACAGCUCUUAAAAUAGCUUGUACACAUCUACAGUGCUCUGCGUGGGCAUUUCAGCAAUUGCUUGGCAAUGGUGAAAAUAAUAAUGAACAUACUAAAUGGCAUCAUCGACAACAGCCACCAGUUACAAGUCGAGCAGUUCUUGAGUUUGCAUACAAUGUAACACUUGCACAGGCACAAGAGUGUAUUUUGGAGAAAAGUAUGAUGGAUGGCCGAAAACCUCUCAUAAUUGCUAAAGUAUCAGCUAUGAUAUGUGAAUAUUUUGCUGGUGCGGUGAAUGCAGUUCUCAGAGUUGAACGUGAGCCAUACUGUGUUAGCGCAAGUAGGAUUGAAAAAUGGCGACUAUACUCUGAAUUUAAAUGUCGGUAUUAUGGAGCCAUUACAGCCCUGUUUCAAGGCCAGCACGUUCAAGAUCAGUUACAACAGAUGGGCACUCGAGUUUCAUAUUACCGACGUGCAGUAAACCUACUUGGACGGGCUGGUCAGAUAUCAGAGAACGGUGGAAAGUCAAUGACUUUAGUGUCAAGAGAAGAUGAUUCGGCUGAUGAUGAUUAUUAUUAUUAUUUGGAUUCAGAAGUUGGACGAAUUGGUUCCGGUCGAUUAGCUGCAACUAAAGAAUUAGAGAUGAGAAGAGAUACUUUAUCAUUUGCCAUGGACGUAGCUGCUGCCAAGUGGCGUGCAGCUAAAUCAGAAAAUGAACUUAUUUAUCAUGAACCUGUAAUACCUGUAUUGUCUGAUGAAGACGAUAGUGAUUGUUUGGGAAAUAGUUCUUCUUCAACAUCAAGUAGUCAACAUCAUAAUUUAGACAGAGUUAAGGGAGCAUCAUUAGUUAAGCCCAUAGGCUUCAGUGUUGAUGAUCCAGAGCUCUUAGCUGUUGUUGUUUCUAACAAUGAAUCAUCAUCUUUUACAUCUACUGUUACUACACUAUUUAGAGAUAUAGUGCCUACAGUUUCUCGUAAUCGAGCAGCUACUUACCGAACAGAAAAGCGCGCAAUGGAAGCAUAUGUUCAAUCAUUAUGUCAGGAAGCUGAUGAUCGACUGACUAAAUUUGUUGACCGAUUACAUCUCGAAUGCUUAGAUAUGUACAAAAACUAUAGUAAUGAAUAUGAAAAUGAUGAGAAUAAUAUCAAGAAUGAACUACCACAACAAUUGGUUAACUGUUGCGCUGCAUACCAAGCUUUGUUACACCAGCGACGAGAAGAAAGAGAAAGAGAUCCUUCUAGUGCCAAUAAAGAGGACCAAUUGGACAUUGAUAUGGAUCGGCUAUCAGCUGCAGUUCAAGCUGUGGAUGGUAUGCUAGACGAAAUAGAUAGACUUUUGAAGACUGAAGAACUUGGUGAUUCCGAAUAUCGACGAACAGUAGGUAGGCCAUAUGAUUACUCCGCUGGCCGUAUGCGAGAAUUACGACGAGAAGCUUCUCGGUACCGCGAAGCACACGUUGGACGGGCUCGGGAUAGCUGGGUUACGUUAAGUCGAGCUGUCCGAGAUCGCCGUCGUCGAGAUCUAGAACUUUUAGCUCUGCCACCGGAUGAGCUCGCAGCCCGAUUGCCACCAGCUCGUCCAUCAAUAUCCGCGAUCGCGUCUGAAGUCGCUACUGCUGACGGCAUUGAUUCAACUUCAUCAUACAAUUCCGCUGAGUCAUCCGAUCCAAACGAAGAUUCCGAGUCAGAUGAUAAUACUGGUGGACGGUUGAGGCAGUCCAAACGAGAAUCCAUAAUGCGUUUAGAUCGGCUUAAAAUGGUAGUCGACAAAAUGCAAGAAGUGCGUGAGCAGCGACAGAUGCUAUUGUCCAAACUUCGAGAGGAAAUGAAUCGAGAAGAUAAAGAAGCUGCAGCUGCUGGACAGGAUGAUUCAGAUGUACUUGUAGAACUGAGAGGAUCUAAUUUAGACGUUUCGAUGGCAGUAAAAAAAAAGUUAGACGAUCAAUAUGGUACCAUGGUGAAUUUGAUUGAGCGUAACUUGGUCGCUCAACAAAAUGUGUUGGAUGGAGUAAGAACAGCUUACGCGUGUGCUGCUCGUGAACGUCGUGCAUACGCCAAUGCCAUGGAACGACGCCGAACUGUAAUAGCAUCAUUGUUGGAUGCAUAUGAAAGUUUUUUAAUUGCCAAUGGAGGAACACCAUCAGAAACCAAUAGUGAUAUGGUUACAGCAUCACCGACUAGUGGAAUACUCCCAGAUACGGUUUUAGCUGAACGUUGUGCAAAGGGUCUAGAUUUUUAUCAACGUAUGCUAACCAAUGUAUCAAAACUAUUACAACGUGUUAAAGGUGCAUGUCAAGUACAAACCGAACAACGCGAUCAAAUAAUAAAACAGCACAGACAAUGGGAACAACAGCCAGAAGAUGACCUGACCACCAACAUUGGUGGUCUUGAUGAUCUACUAGCUGCUGUUUCGACUGUUGAUAACCAAGAUCAUAAUCAAGAAGACUUAGCUGUCUUAAUCAAAAAUUUUGGCAGCAGUGUUGGAUCAAACAAGCCCUCAGUACCAUUGGGUGGUCAUUGGAACCAACAACAUCAUCUACGUCGUCUAUCACCUCUUGGAUCAGAACAGCAAAAACAGCACUACCAUCAGUAUUCUCAUUCUCAAACACAACUGCCAUCAUCAUCUACUUUUACCACUGGUGUCAGUGGUGAUGUUAUUGGUUACUAUGAUUACUAUCAUGAUGACCAAUCUGAUAUUAAAGCUAAUACUGGUCAUAAUGGCAAUAUAAAUACUGCCCAGCAGCAACAACAAUCAGCCGCUCAUACUAUGUUUCCACCAGUUACAGCUGAAUAUAAUGUCUCAGUUGGUUCAACAGCGAUAGCAUCUUCUAUAAAUUCUACUGCUGCAUCUCUUUCAUCGCCAAGGUCGUCUUCGGUCUUGGCUUAUAACUAUUACAACUACCAAUUACCCACAGCUAAUUUAGCAACAAAUCCUUCACUAUCUUCAGCAUCGUAUAAUAAUGUUAAUACUAUAACUGGUAGUACUACUGAUAUACCUGCAACAUCUUUGUUGAAUACUACUCGCAUGGGAGCCAAUAGUGGUAAUAGCGUCUUCCCGAGUGCAGCGGCAGCAGCAGCAGUAGCGGCUUUACAACGGCCAUUACCAACACCAUACAGUAUUGGUAAUGGUAGUACUAUUGCUAAUAUAACUACUGGUAUUGGCUAUGGUGCUUCAAGAAGUUUUGGUUACCAUCAGCCGUCUCAUGUGCUCCCAACUCAACAACCACAGUUUUAUUCACAGCGAUAUCAACAACCAAUUUCAACACUGCCCUCUAUCUCUGAUGACACAACUGGUGUUGGAACUGCAGGAGUAUUUCUACAGCAGCAACAGCAAUUAAUAACAAAUGGUAGUAUAUCUGUUAGCUUACAGUCACCAUUACCAUUGUCUUCGCCUUCAAUUUCGUCAAUAUCUGUGAAUAAUAGUGGUCCAGCCACUUCAGUGAAUUCGUCUAUUGCCAUUACCAGUGGCAGUAAUACUUUUACCAAUGCUAAUUAUUUCAAUCAACUGCCUGCACAACAACAGCAGCUUCAAUUGUAUCAGCAGCAACAGUCUCAAUUAUACCAGCAGCAGCAGCAACCUCAAUUAUAUCAGCAACAAUCUCAACUAUAUCAACAACAACAGCCCCAAAUGUAUCAACAACUACAACAAACUCAGUUGAAAAACAUCGGUCAAAACACUUCUGGAAUAUUGCACUAUCCUACAUCAUUGCAGCAACAUCAACAACCAUCCCAACUAUAUCAAUCACAAAAUCAACUGCAAUCAAAUACAUCAACGACUAAUCUGCAGCAACCAUCAUCAUCAUUAUCUAAUAAUAGCGUUAAUGGCAAUAAUUAUUAUCAACAAUUGCCACAAUAUCAACCAUCAACGACUGUAGCAUCUGUAACACCAAAUAACACAACUAUGGCUUUAAAUAAUUAUUACUAUCAGCAACCAUCAAUGGCAACAACACCAGUAAUCUUUAGCCAAAAUCAACAGCAGUCACAGUACUAUCAGCAGCAACUUCCUGCAGUCACAUCUAUCUCUACGCCAGUCGUCAAUUUAUUAGAUGAUGACUUACAAAUAUCAGGACCACCACCGAUUCAACCAGAAAAAAUCAGUAUCAUUGGAGGCAAUGAUAACAAUACCACAACAUCAACAGCUAAUAUAAUUAAAUAAUUUUUUAAUAAAAAAAAUUGGUAGUUGUGGCAAUAAUUUGAGUACCAAAUACAUAUUAUUUUAAAAUAUCACCA
This is a messenger RNA of Sipha flava (yellow sugarcane aphid), 5240 nucleotides long. RefSeq lists its product as uncharacterized. The coding region runs from base 451 to 5166 and encodes 1571 amino acids. Gene Ontology annotation, molecular function: protein binding. Lineage: Eukaryota; Metazoa; Arthropoda; Insecta; Hemiptera; Aphididae. The transcript has 14 exons. Gene Ontology annotation, cellular component: endosome. Gene Ontology annotation, biological process: protein transport to vacuole involved in ubiquitin-dependent protein catabolic process via the multivesicular body sorting pathway; endocytic recycling; early endosome to late endosome transport. The record is from RefSeq and is a predicted model, not a curated record.